GGGAGCGCGGGGCGAUGAGCGCGGUGCCCCCGGGCCGCUCCCCGGCUCCGCGUUCCCCCGACGCUGCGCCCCGCCCCGGCUGGGGACCGUAACCGCGCCCGGGCCGGUUCCUGGAGCCCCCGGACCGUUCCGUUCGUGUUUGCGCUGUGCCCCGGCGCGGCAGCCCUCGGGCAGCGGCCCCAGCAAUGCCCCGAACGCGCUACGGCUGUCUCCUUUAACACCUGAAAGGAGAAAACAAUUUCCGUGUUUUUGCAGUACCCCCUUAAAGAGCUGGAAGUGUCCCAUGCAAGCACGGAACUGGGCAAAAGGGGACCAGCGCCCCAGUGCACUGAACGCUUUGGGCACGUUGUUUAAAGCCCUGGCAGCUCGGUGCUCUGCCAGAGCAGUGGGGUAACGCUCCAUUCACGGCACCCGAGCAUGCUGCUGCACACCACAGCAGCGUCAGAGCUGUCCAGGGCCGCAUCUGUAGCCAGAGCACAGUGCAGGAGACGAGAUGGGCUUAUCCACGGUGAAAAGGGCUGAGCGGAGCCUUUUCCCUGCCCUGUGCUGCGGAAUGGCAGGGCGAGCUGCUCCGCAGGGCACGGUGAGGGCUGAGCCUUGCUUACAGACCUUCUCUUUCCAGUGGGAAGGACUGAAGACAUCACCGUGCAGUGAGCAGCCAAGAAGCCACCCCAAAGAACAGCCCUCUGCAGCCUCUGUUGUUAUGGCAGGGGGAAGGCGGGGCCCCAACCGCACAUCCUACUGCCGAAAUCCUCUCUGUGAGCCCGGGGCUGCUGGCGGCUCCGGCCAUUCCACGAGUUCCUCCGUCACGGGCGUACGCUCCCGCACCAGGAGCGGUUCAGGUACGGGGCUGUCCAGCCCACCCCUGGCAACUCAGGCAGUCGUUCCCCUCCGGCACUGUAAGAUCCCAGAGCUGCCCGUGGAGAGGAGUGUGCUGUUUGAACUUCAGCUCUUCUUCUGUCAUCUCGUUGCUCUGUUCGUCCACUACAUCAACAUCUACAAAACUGUGUGGUGGUACCCCCCGUCCCACCCGCCUUCGCACACGUCUUUGAAUUUUCAUCUUAUUGACUUCAACGUGCUGACGGUGACGACAAUCGUCCUGGCACGCCGGUUGAUCGUUGCUAUUGUGAAGGAGGCUUCCCAGAGUGGCAAAGUCUCCCUGCCACGCUCUGUUUUCCUGGUGGUCACUCGGUUUGCUGUUCUCACUGGCACAGGCUGGAGUUUGUGUCGAUCAAUAAUUCACCUCUUCAGAACCUACUCUUUCCUUAAUCUCCUGUUCCUGUGUUACCCGUUUGGCAUGUACAUUCCCUUCCUCCAGCUGAACUGUGACUUUCGGAAGACAAACCUCUUCUCCCAGGUGGCCAACAUCGGUCCCAGAGAGACCGGCGAGGUGAACUUCAGGGGCAGAGACUACUUGACUGUCCUGAAGGAAACCUGGAAGCAGCACACUCGGCAGAUGUACGGCAUGGAGGCGAUGCCCACUCACGCCUGCUGCCUCUCCCCAGAUCUCAUCCGAAAUGAGGUGGAAUACCUGAAAAUGGACUUUAACUGGCGGAUGAAAGAGGUGCUGGUGAGCUCCAUGCUCAGUGCCUACUACGUGGCCUUCGUGCCGGUCUGGUUUGUGAAGAACACGCAGUACUACGACAAGCGCUGGUCCUGCGAGCUCUUCCUCCUGGUCUCCAUCAGCACGUCGGUGAUUCUCAUGCAGUACCUCCUACCCGCGCGCUACUGCGACCUGCUGCACAAAGCUGCAGCACACCUGGGCUGCUGGCAGAAGGUGGAUCCGGCCCUGUGCUCCAACGUGCUGCAGCAUCAGUGGACAGAGGAGUGCAUGUGGCCGCAGGGAGUGUUAGUGAAACACAGCAAGAACGUGUACAAGGCUGUGGGUCACUACAACGUGGCGGUGCCGUCGGACGUCUCGCACUUCCGCUUUCACUUCUUUUUCAGCAAACCACUGAGAAUCCUCAACAUCCUGAUCCUGCUGGAAGGAGCUGUCAUCUUCUACCAGCUUUACUCGCUGAUUUCUUCAGAAAAGUGGCACCAGACUAUCUCGCUGGCUCUGAUCCUCUUCAGCAAUUACUACGCCUUCUUCAAGCUGCUGCGUGACCGUCUGGUGCUGGGCAAAGCCUACUCGUACUCUGCCAGCAGAGACUCAGAGCAGAAGUUAAAUUAAAACAAUUGCACUGAUGCUCAACUUAUUACAGAACAAACAAAACGAGGAACCCUCAGAGCUUUGUAUUUUUGUUACCACUGCUUUUUUUUCUUUUUUUUUUUUUUUC
Numida meleagris (helmeted guineafowl) is the source of this 2279-nucleotide messenger RNA. RefSeq names its product transmembrane protein 39B (gene TMEM39B). NCBI's taxonomy places the organism in Eukaryota, Metazoa, Chordata, Aves, Galliformes, Numididae. Gene Ontology annotation, cellular component: membrane. The coding region runs from base 494 to 2173 and encodes 559 amino acids. The record is from RefSeq and is a predicted model, not a curated record. The transcript has 8 exons.